AUGAAAUCCGCCGGGAGCCGGGACGACAAAUCUCCAGCUAGUACCACCAAAAUUACAUCGGGCGAAGAUUCUGCCGAACCGGCUCCAAAUCACGACGUUGCAACCCCUCGACGAGCCAGCGCCGCGUCAAAUAGCCUUCUCCAGCGCGAUGUCGAAUCAGAUACCUCACGUAGGGACACAGACGAUGAUACCACACCCCGGGGGUCCAGAUUCCAUGACACGUUCGACAUGUGCGGGGGCCAGUAUAGUCGGCACGCAAGCGUCCCCUCUGCCAGCGGGCGAGCAAAGGAUGCCGGGUCCGGGGUGGACAGCCGGGCAUCUUCGACCAUCGGUGACCGAAUACCACCUCUCAACGAGAUGCUUCGGCCGCUGAGAGAAGAUACAGACAGUCUAUCGUCGAACCCCAGCAUGUCUCAGCUCCAUGACAGAGUGGGAACGCCAGACGUUGACGGCAGCCCCAGCCAUCCAAGCUUUGGCGGUGCCAAGAUAGAAGAUUCCUUCCCGGAGGCGCUUCUCAAUUUCUCCAACACUGCCAGCAGUUACUACAUCGUCGAGGCCAAACCGGACCCGAUGGGAGUCUACCUUCAUCGACCCCCAGGUGGGAUAGCACCGUACCAGAUCGAACCGGUGUCGGUUGAAUUGGCAGCAUCGUCGGGGGGGCAUCCUGCAUACCUCGUCAUGCAGGCGAGUGAAGAGAUAGCAAGGACGGACGAACCGAGCAGCGUCGCCGGAUGGGUCCCACGUAAUCCUAACCGGACGGAGGGGUUUUCCUCGUCAGGACUCGGUACCCAACAUCUAGGCAGAGAAGUCGGCAACUUGGACCCCACCAGUCACGGACGCCCUCACCGAGGGGCUGCGGAUGGAUUCCUGCGGAUGGAGGACGGUACAAGGAACCGCGCCCAUUCCGAUAGCGGCCGCUUAGGGAUCUCGCCAAUGACCGAGAAAACGCUCCGCGGAUCAGCGAGCUGCUCGUGGGCAUUACUCGGGUCGCAGAGCCCCGGUGGCGACGGCCUGUCACUUGCUGUCGACUCGGAGAAGAAAAAGGCACUUGGGGAUACGGUCUGCAGUAGGGACUGGGGUGAUGAAGUCACAUCCUUGAGAAAAUACCCCCCCGCAAGAUCCAUCCUGCGGGAGACGUCGAUAUACGAUCAAGGCGCCCUUGGAAAAUCACCUCAUCAAGCCUCCAAAGCGAUCUCCUUCCCAAACCUGCGAUCCGAGAACAGCGACGCGAGGCCGCGAAGCUUACACGAUCAACCAGGAUCUGGUGGUGAGGCCUGCGACCACAAUCUCGGCCUCGGUACAGUCUGCAAUCCGGGGAGUCUGUCGGUCCCCCGUACUGAACAGCCCCAGCAGGGCAGCCAGCCGUCUGCAAACGAUGAGAUCCUCCAGGAGACGCAGACACGGGUCGAGGGAGAAGACCAAGACCUUCCCUGCGAGGCCGCUGGAGCAACGUUUCGCUGA
This is a messenger RNA of Geosmithia morbida, 1461 nucleotides long. RefSeq lists its product as uncharacterized. NCBI's taxonomy places the organism in Eukaryota, Fungi, Ascomycota, Sordariomycetes, Hypocreales, Bionectriaceae. The record is from RefSeq and is a predicted model, not a curated record. The coding region runs from base 1 to 1461 and encodes 486 amino acids. The transcript has 3 exons.